Molecule: messenger RNA, 1158 nt
Organism: Triticum turgidum subsp. durum (durum wheat)
Lineage: Eukaryota; Viridiplantae; Streptophyta; Magnoliopsida; Poales; Poaceae
Source: the annotation of a GenBank genome assembly
AUGUUGGUCCCGUGGGGAGGGGUCGGGUGCUGCCUCAGCGCCGCGGCGCUGUAUCUCCUCGGGAGGAGCAGCGGGAGGGACGCGGAGGUGCUGCGAUCGGUGGCGAGGACCGGCAGCCUGAAGGAUUUGGCUGCUAUCUUGGACACUGCAAGUAAAGUCCUGCCACUUGUAGUGGCGGUUUCUGGGCGAGUUAGUUCAGAUACACCACUUAUAUGCCAACAAAGUGGUAUGAGAGGUGUAAUAGUCGAGGAAACGGCAGAGCAACACUUCCUGAAGCACAAUGAUGCUGGAUCCUGGAUUCAAGAUUCUGCUGUGAUGCUUUCUGUUAGCAAAGAGGUUCCAUGGUACCUGGAUGAUGGCACUGGGCGUGUCUAUAUUGUUGGCGCUCGUUCUGCGGCAGGGUUAAUUUUAACUGUUGCCAGUGAGGUUUUUGAGGAGUCAGGGCGGACUCUUGUACGUGGAACUCUGGAUUAUUUACAAGGACUGAAGAUGCUCGGAGUAAAGCGAACUGAAAGGGUUCUUCCAACUGGAACUUCAUUGACUGUUGUUGGUGAGGCCAUUAAAGAUGAUGUUGGAACUAUUCGGAUUCAGCGGCCACACAAAGGACCAUUUUAUGCAUCUCCAAAAAGCAUCGAUCAACUUAUCUUGAAUCUCGGGAAAUGGGCCAAGUUAUACCAACUUGCUUCCAUGGGCUUUGCAGCUUUUGGUGUAUUUCUUCUUGCUAAGCGUGCACUUGAUCAUUUUCUACAAAGAAAGCGCCAGCGUGAAUUUCACAAGAAUCAGUACCACAAAUUAGCAAUCAUGCAUGGGACUGAAUACCAAGAUACUUUGGAAGCACCAAACAUUUUCUUAAUUUGGAAUUUCAGAACAUUGGUGUUAUGUAAACUUAUGUAUUCAUUUUGUACAUACAGGGCUCGUGCUGCUGCAGCACAAAGGCAGGCUAGGGACGCUGAAGGAGGCAAUGGCACAUCAGACGGAGAGCCUAAGAAGGAUCAAUUGGUAUUAGAAAUAUGUGUCAUAUGCCUUGAACAGGAGUAUAAUGCAGUUUUUGUGCCGUGUGGCCACAUGUGUUGCUGUAUGAACUGCUCUUCUCACGUAACAAACUGUCCACUCUGCCGACGAAGAAUAGACCAAGCUGUCAGAACAUUCCGUCACUGA